Caenorhabditis angaria is the source of this 1246-nucleotide messenger RNA. Lineage: Eukaryota; Metazoa; Nematoda; Chromadorea; Rhabditida; Rhabditidae. The record is from the annotation of a GenBank genome assembly.
AUGGAACCUAGCGCAUCUGGAACAAUGGCUUUAAGAGAUCGGGAUCCUGAAGAUGAAACUACGGUAAGUUAUUCUAACUAUCCUAUAAUAAAUUUUUAACCAUAAUUUAAUUAAUUUCAGUUCAAUUUCGAUGAUUUGCCGAUUCGUAUUAUAGAGCUAAUUUUCCAAUAUUUGGAAACUUAUGAAAUAGUGAAAAUGAGAAGAGUUCUACCGUCUUUCAAAGAUUAUAUAGAUGAAUUGCCGAAGACGAAAAGGUAGGGAUUUGGGACUAGAAUGGGACCAGGCUAAGUUUAGGGGCCAAAAAAGCCCGUAGUAAUUACUCACCAAAACUAUUCUUUCAUUUAUGAGAAAUGAGAGAAAAAUUAGGUCACGCAAUAUUUUUAAAAGUAGUUUUCGUACAAAAAUUCAAAAAAACAACUGAUUGACUAAUUUCAAUUAGCAAAACCAUUUCUCAAACCUAAAAUAUGCUAUUUUCAGCUCAAUUCGGCCAUUCGAGAUGAAUAUUGACAACAACCGUUUCUCAUUCUGCCGAAACGAUUUGUCAGCAACAUUUCGAACCCUGGAAUACCCCUAUUAUUAUCCAAAUUAUCAUCGAAUUUACGAAGAUGUUCAACUAAACUGGAUUCGACCUUUCACAAUAACCUACAGAUCAUCGAACGUUCUCGAAAGUUCCACGAAAUUUCGAGAAUUUUUGAGAAAUGUCUGGAAAUUUGAGGUUUAUAGUAUUGCGAAAGGCGAAAAAUCUCUGGACAAUUUUUGUAAAAACAUAGAAUUCAUUGAAAAUCUUCAAGACUUUAAAUGUUUUGAUUGGGAAUUGAAGGAGGAAGAAGUGGUGAAAAUUAUUUCGAGUAUUAAAGACACAUAUAACUGUUUUCAAUUAACUCUUCAUCAGAAUUUACCAUUUUUGACACAGCCAAUUAUCGAUUGUUUUUUCAAAAUAACCCACGGAAAAAGAGCGGAACUUCAUAUUAGCAAUGAAGAAAUUUCGAACAGAACGCGAUUUAACGGAUCGAAAGAAAUGUGGAGAGAUGGAAUAUUUCGAUUUUUCGAUUACAAAUAUGAAGAGGAAGAAACAAGAAAUGUUACAAAAAUCUUGCAAUUCUCAAAUUGCGAAAGAUCUACUGGGCUCACGAUUGUUUCGGUGCUUCAUCGAAAGUUCAACGAACAAUCGAUUAAUCGUACUACCCCAAAUUAUAGCUCACUCCGUUUUGGAAAUCGGAUUUUAAUAUGUAAACAUAUCUUUUGA